AUGAAAACUACUGUGUCAUGUUGUAAUGCUUGUGCCAAAAGUUUUGUUCCACGAUCUCCAAUUAGAUUGGCGUUGAGAUCUAGUGUGGCCCAUAAAUUUCUUAUAACUGUUGAAUUACUUCUCAGAGAUAUUCCUGAUAAAGCAGUAUUUAACAUUCCACAACUUAAACGUUUAUUAGAUCCAUAUGCACAAUUAACGUUAGCUGUACGUGCUGGUAAUUUAAGUCGAUUUAAAGAAGUUCUUGAAACAUAUGCUGAUCGUUUUCAACAAGAAAAACUUGGUCACUUAUUAUUCGGCAUUAAAGUGAUUAGUUUAUCAUAUGCUAAAAUAUCAUUUAGUGAUGUUGCACAAAAAUUACAACUUGAUUUAUCUGAAGAUACAGAAUAUAUUAUUGCAAAAGAUCAUCACGUGGAAAAAAUGCAUCAUCUCAAGAAAAAAAAUACACGUGAAACAAGUUCUCAUUCAAUAUCAUCUGAUCAUCAUAGUUCAAGGCCAUCUAAAGGUCCAAUGCCACCAAAACUUCCGCCAGGACCCGUGCGUCCAAAUAUGUUUGGUCCUCCACGUUAA
Messenger RNA from Adineta steineri, 567 nucleotides. The record is from the annotation of a GenBank genome assembly. NCBI's taxonomy places the organism in Eukaryota, Metazoa, Rotifera, Eurotatoria, Adinetida, Adinetidae.